AUGGAUGCACCGUCUGCAGUGUUUGUAGAGAAACAUGAAGCCGCUUCAGUGCUGCGCAGAUGGAGGAGAGCGAACAGCGGUUUCCUGGAGGAGCUGAAGCAGGGGAACCUGGAGAGGGAAUGCAUCGAGGAGAUCUGCAACUACGAGGAGGCGCGGGAAGUCUUCGAGGACGACCAGCAGACGAAUAAAAACACUCACAAACUCUUUCYUCAACCUUCGUURAUUUGGACCCUACAAUUAUUCCAAUCUGUUCCGUCAGAAAAGGACCCCUGUCUGGUGAACCCGUGCCUUAACAACGGGACGUGUAUCUACAUGGGAGCCACCUAUGAAUGCCAGUGUCCGGAGGGAUAUGAGGGACGGUACUGUCAGACAGUCUUUGAAGACACGCUGGGUUGCCUAUACCAGAAUGGACACUGUGAGCAUUUCUGUGACGGUUCUGGAGAGAGGCGUAAAUGUUUCUGCGCUGACGGCUACCAGCUGGCAGACGAUGGAAAGAAAUGCGUCUCUAAAGUGGCGUUCCCCUGCGGACGGGUGGCCUCUUCAGUCACCCGACUCAACCAGACCAUGCAGGAUCAGGUCAGGCAGGUGGGAGCUAACCACUGUAACCAUGGAGACUGCCCCUGGCAGRUUCUGAUUAAGCUGAAUGGAAGCAGCCACUGUGGCGGAGUUCUGGUCCGACCGGACUGGGUCAUCACCGCGGCCCACUGCGUUCAUGGGAAGAGCCUCCAGCAGCUCACUGUGGUGGCAGGUGAAAACGAUCUGGAUCUGAAAGGUGACACAGAGCAAACAUUUGACGCUAAUGUGGCGAUUCCUCAUGACAACUACAAC
Messenger RNA from Poecilia reticulata (guppy), 828 nucleotides. NCBI's taxonomy places the organism in Eukaryota, Metazoa, Chordata, Actinopteri, Cyprinodontiformes, Poeciliidae. The record is from RefSeq and is a predicted model, not a curated record.